AGCCUUUUUUGGCCCGAGGUACUUUUUUAUAACUGGGCGUUAACAGCUCCCACCACCUUCCCAAUCAAUCCGAACUCCCUUCUUCAACCAAGAAACAAUGGCGCACUCCAGCAUCGCCGCGUUCGUGGCCGCCUUCGUCGCUGGACUGGUGGUCUGCCAGCUGGGCAAUGCCUUCGUGGCGGCGCCUCUCGGCCAGCGUGGGCUUGAUGGCCACACGGAGCCGACCACGGUGUCCGCGGCGCCUGGCGCGGCGCCCGCGUCUCAGUCGGUGGCGCCCGUCGGAGUCGGCCUGACAAUGAUCGGGGCGUCCGUGGCCCUCGCCCUGCUCACCAGGGGUGCGCUGUCCAACGCCGCCAGGAAGGCGCGACCGCAGGGUCCCGCGCAGCACAGAGUAGUGAUGGCGGCUUUCGAGAGCGAGCUGGGCGUGCAGGACCCCGUGGGCUUUUGGGACCCUGCUGGGUUCACAGCGGAUGGUAGCACGGCGAAUUUCGCCAGGAGGCGCCAGACAGAGCUCAACACGGCCGCGUGAGCAUGCUGGCGACCAUGGGCUACAUCACGCCCGAAAUCACCGGCAAGCUGCCAGGCUACCUGUCGCCUUCGGCUGGCCUGAAGUUCGCGGACAUCCCGAACGGGCUCGGCGCGAUCUCCAAGGUUCCCGCAGCGGGCUGGGCGCAGAUCGUGGCGUACGGCGCGUUCUGCGAGCUGUCCCAGGACCAAUCCGCUGGAACCGCUGCCGCGGCCGGCAACUUCGGCUUCAAGGUGCUUACGUCCAGCAACCCCGCGGAGAAGCAGAAGAAGCUUGCGGCGGAGAUCGCGAACGGUCGCCUUGCCAUGAUGGCCAUCAUCGGCAUGUUCUUCCAGGACGGUCUGACUGGCUCCGCCUGGGGCGACUGGGCGCUCUACACGGGAUCCCCUCUGCGCGCGUUCGAGAGCGAGCUAGGCGUUCAGGACCCGGUGGGCUUCUGGGACCCUGCUGGGUUCACGGCGGAUGGUAGCACGGCGAACUUCGCCAGGAGGCGCCAGACAGAGCUGAAGCACGGCCGCGUGAGCAUGCUGGCGACCAUGGGCUACAUCACGCCGGAAAUCACCGGCAAGCUGCCAGGCUACCUGUCGCCUUCGGCUGGCCUGAAGUUCGCGGACAUCCCGAACGGGCUCGGCGCGAUCUCCAAGGUUCCCGCGGCGGGCUGGGCGCAGAUCGUGGCGUACGGCGCGUUCUGCGAGCUGUCCCAGGACCAGUCUGCUGGCACCGCUGCCGCGGCCGGCGACUUCGGCUUCAAGGUGCUUACGUCCAGCGACCCCGCGGAGAAGCAGAAGAAGCUUUCGGCGGAGAUCGCGAACGGUCGCCUGGCCAUGAUGGCCAUCAUCGGCAUGUUCUUCCAGGACGGUCUGACUGGCUCCGCCUGGGGCGACUGGGCGCUCUACACGGGAUCCCCUCUGCGCGCGUUCGAGAGCGAGCUUGGCGUUCAGGCCCCGGUUGGAUUCUUUGACCCGCUGGGGCUGACCAAGGACGGCGACACCACCACGUUCCUGCGCCGCCGCAAUACCGAGAUCAAGCACGGGCGCGUCGCCAUGUGGGCCUGCAUUGGGUACAUCGUGCCCGAGUACUUCCGGUGGCCGGGCUUCUGCUCGCCGUCGGCUGGUGUCUCCUUCGCAGACGUGCCGAACGGCCUGGCGGCACUGUCCAAGGUGCCUGCCUUCGGCUGGUGCCAGAUCAUCGCCUUCUGCGGUUCCUUGGAGAAGAACGUGUUCGUGUACGACCCCCGCCGUGGCCCCGGCGACUUCGACACCGCUGGCGCGCUGGGCGUGCCUGGGGCAAAGGGCAUGGACGACCCCGAGGCGCGGAAGAAGAAGCUCAACGCCGAGAUCGCAAACGGCCGCCUCGCAAUGAUGGCCGUCAUCGGCAUGUUCUACCAGGACGGCCUCACUGGCUCCGCCUGGGGCGACUGGGCCCUCUACACCGACUCGCCCCUGCGGGCCUACGAGAACGAGCUAGGCGUGCAGGCGCCGGUCGGCUUCUGGGACCCCGCAGGGUACUGCGUGGACGGCUCCGCUGCCGACUUCACGAGGCGCCGCGUUACGGAGAUCAAGCACGGCCGCGUGGCGAUGUGGGCUUGCAUGGGGUACAUCGUCCCCGAGUACUUCAAGUGGCCGGGGUUCCUGUCGCCGACCGCUGGCAUCAAGUUCGCGGACGUGCCGAAUGGCCUGGGAGCCCUCUCGAAGGUGCCAGCUUACGGCUGGGUCCAGAUGAUCGCCUUCGCCGGCGCCCUCGACACUGGCUUCUUCGUGUACGACGAAUCCCGCGAGCCCGGCGACUAUGCCAAUGGAGGCGUCUUGGGCGUCCCGAACGCCAGCGGCCCGAUGGAGGACAAGGAUGCUCGCAAGACGAAGCUCAACGCGGAGCUUGCGAACGGUCGGCUGGCUAUGAUGGCCAUCAUCGGCAUGUUCUUUCAGGACGGCCUUACCGGCAGCGCCUGGGGCGACUGGGAGCUGUACACUGCUUCCCCGCUCCGCUGAGCGUGCGCGCGCGCAGCCUCGGCGUUCUUACCGCGCACUGGGGCCAACGACAAAACUGGAGCAGCCCCACCCUCUUCCCCCCCGCCUUCUCUUCGCGGGGCUGUUGCGUCAAACACCCCGCCUCACUACUGAUCGCGGUUUCCCAGGUGAGUUCACAUUUCAUAGCUUGCGCCAUAUGUUGCAGCAAGCACCUAUUCGGGCCCCCAAAUUGCGGCGUCCAUGGUCCGAUUUUACCUUUCACUGGUUACGCCAGAGGUUGCAGCAAACACCCAUUCGAGAGCCAGAGUUGUUACGCCCAUGUGGAGUCUCCCCCCCGUGAGUUGCGCUUCGGGCCACCAUCACGACGCUCAUUUUGAAGUUUGCCUUCCAUUUACGUCUUGCUCCAGCAGUAGCACCGCAUAGUUAGCGGUGGACAUCCUCUUCGGCAGCCAAGUCGAGACGGCAGCCCCUGCACAUUACAUCCAGG
This is a messenger RNA of Prorocentrum cordatum, 2980 nucleotides long. Lineage: Eukaryota; Dinophyceae; Prorocentrales; Prorocentraceae. The record is from the annotation of a GenBank genome assembly.